CCGCGGACUCCUCCAGCCCCAGAAUCAGGCCAAGGGUGCCUCUCCCUCUCCGGAGCCCACCCUUUAGCCUUGCUCUCCAUGGGGGUCUCCAGGUCCUGCCUGGACCCCGACGCUUGCAGGUGGCAGCCAGACCGGGGGCGGGGCUGAGAUGGGGGUCUCCGUACCGCCUCUGGACAUGAGGACUCCUGUUCCUUGCCUCCUCCCCACAACUGCUGCAGACCCCAAGGGAGCACUCGGAGCUCCCUGAGGACUCCCGAGUGCAGGCUGCUGGCGCUGAAGAACGCCCUCCGCUACUUCCCCCCGGAUGUCCAGGAGGUGCUGGCCCCCGAGUUUGCCCAGGAGCUGCGGCUCUACGGCCACAUCUACAUGUAUCGCUUUUGCCCCGACCUGGAGAUGAGGGCCUACCCAGUGGAGCAGUACCCCUGCCGGACGAGGGCGGCUGCAGCCAUCAUGCUUAUGAUCAUGAACAACCUGGACCCGGCCGUGGCACAGUUUCCCCAGGAGCUCGUGACCUACGGAGGAAAUGGGCAGGUGUUCAGCAACUGGGCGCAGUUCUGGCUGACGAUGUCCUACCUGGCCCAGAUGACCGAGGAGCAGACGCUGGUCGUGUACAGCGGACACCCACUUGGCCUUUUUCCCAGCAGCCCUGAGGCCCCCAGGCUGGUCAUCACCAACGGGAUGGUCAUUCCCAACUACUCCUCCAGGACGGAGUAUGAGAAGCUCUUUGCCAUGGGGGUAACCAUGUAUGGCCAGAUGACGGCGGGCAGUUACUGCUACAUCGGCCCCCAGGGCAUCGUCCACGGCACGGUGCUCACCGUGCUGAACGCGGGGCGGCGCUACCUGGGGCUCCAGGACCUGGCGGGCAAGGUCUUCGUCACCUCCGGGCUGGGCGGCAUGAGCGGGGCUCAGGCCAAAGCUGCCGUCAUCGUGGGGUGCAUCGGUGUGAUCGCAGAGGUGGAUGGUGCGGCCCUCAUGAAACGCCACCGGCAAGGCUGGCUGAUGGAAGUGACCGACAGCUUGGACCACUGCAUCGAAAGACUCAGGGAAGCGAGGAAGACGAAGGAGGUGCUCAGCCUUGGUUACCAUGGCAACGUGGUGGACCUCUGGGAGCGCCUGGUGCACGAGCUGGACACAACGGGGGAGCUCCUGGUGGACCUGGGGUCUGACCAGACGUCCUGCCACAGCCCGUUCAAUGGCGGCUACUACCCUGUGCAGCUGAGCUUCGCAGAGGCCCGGAGCCUCAUGGCCUCCGACCCCACUGCCUUCAAAGGCCUGGUCCAGGAGAGCCUGCGGAGGCACGUCUCAGCUAUCAACAGGCUGGCCCGGGAGCACUUCUUCUUUUGGGACUAUGGCAACGCCUUCCUCCUGGAGGCCCAGAGAGCCGGGGCCGACGUGGGGAAGCCGGGCGCCAACAGGACAGAGUUCCGCUACCCCUCCUAUGUGCAGCACAUCAUGGGGGACAUAUUCUCCCAGGGCUUUGGGCCUUUCCGCUGGGUGUGCACCUCGGGGGACCCCCAGGACCUGGUGGUCACAGAUCGGUUGGCCAUGUCUGUGUUGGAGGAGAUUGUUGCUGGCGGAGUGACCCCGGCCGUGAAGCUCCAGUAUGAGGACAACAUCCGCUGGAUCCGGGAGGCUGCUAAGCACCAGCUGGUGGUGGGCUCCCAGGCCAGGAUCCUGUACUCGGACCAAAAAGGCCGUGUGGCCAUCGCCAUGGCCUUCAACCAAGCCAUCGCCCGUGGGGAGCUCAAGGCACCGGUGGUCCUGAGCCGAGACCACCAUGACGUGAGUGGCACCGACAGCCCCUUUCGGGAGACCUCCAACAUUUACGACGGCUCUGCCUUCUGUGCAGACAUGGCCGUGCAGAACUUUGUGGGCGAUGCGUUCCGUGGAGCCACCUGGGUCGCCCUGCACAACGGUGGUGGUGUUGGAUGGCUGCUAACGGUGAAGACCCGUCACAGGAGCCGUGGCUCCUCCAGGGCCCACGCUGGUCUCCCAGGACACUUAACGUCAGCACCACUCAUCAGCUCGAUGGUCCCACCUCAGAGGCAGAUGCACCCAGAGCUUGACCCUGCAGAUGCUGGCGGCUCGGCCACAGUUCCAGCUCCUGAGGGCGAGGUGAUCAACGGGGGCUUUGGCCUUGUGUUGGACGGGACUGAGGACGCUGAGCGGAAGGCCAGGAGGGUGCUCAGCUGGGACGUCGCCAACGGAGUGGCUCGCCGCUGCUGGUCCGGGAGCCCCAUGGCCUACGAGGUCAUCUGCCAGACGAUGCGGGAGGACAGUAGCGUGGCGGUGACGCUGCCACACACCGUGGCGGACGAGUGUGUGCUCCAGGCGCUGCAGCAGUGAGGGGACUGGGCACCCCGCGGUGCCCUGCCCCCGGUCCUGCCCCCACCUCACAUUCCCCAGCCCGCUGCUCGCCGUGCUCCCCCGGGUCCGGAGCUUUGCACACGGGUGUGCGUAGACGUGCACGCUCACACAGGCAUGCACACACAAGCAUGUACGUGCACUUACAAGCAUGCACACACGCAAGCAUGCCCUCUUCCGUCUCACCACCCCAGAGGCAGUGUCACUGCAUCCCCAUCUUACAGACCAGCCAGUGAGGCAGGGCCGUCUGCUCUCACCACGCGGCUCCCCUGGGGGCCUGGAGGGCAGUGAGGGUCUCCUUCAGUGUGGGGAGCUCAGGCCUGCCGUGGAGGGGACUCCAGGGGCUGGUGCCCAGAAGACUGGCUGAGUGGGGCUCCAGCUGGCCCAUGGAGCGGCCUACAGUUCUUCCUCCCCCGGGCGCAGGGUUCAUUUGGCCAGAUUCUCAUCUAACAUCCAUCGCCCCCCAACCCCUGACUAACUGUCCACACCAGGGACCCACAACCUUGGCGCACAGACCAGCCUGGCUCUGACCAUAUUCCUCAUUCUUUGUCCUCCGUCUUAGCUGAGCCCCUGCUGGGCCCAUGACAGGCUUAAACUGAGAAAGACUUUGGGGAUGGGUCUCCAAGGAGCCCCCCAAAAACUUGACACCCUCCACCCUUUGUGUCUAGUCUCAACCACGCCAUAUGGCCUGUCUCCUCCCCACUGGCCAUUCUGCCUUUGUCUGAGCUCACAAAACCCCAGUGUUGUCUGGGUAGCAAUAUACACAGAAGAAGUAGUUGAUUUUCCAGCCUGCCUAGUAAUCAAGAAUAAGCAUUGACCUGGUUCCAGCCCAACAGACUGUGGAAGUCUGCUGGAUGGGUCUCCUGGAAAAGCUGUAAUAAAAAUGAACUGAUGUGGCUGUGUCA
Messenger RNA from Odocoileus virginianus texanus, 3269 nucleotides. The record is from RefSeq and is a predicted model, not a curated record. NCBI's taxonomy places the organism in Eukaryota, Metazoa, Chordata, Mammalia, Artiodactyla, Cervidae.